AUGUCAUCGAAAACCGUCAAAACGUACACGCAGCAAAGCAAUCGAGAACGUCCCAGGAAUGCAUCAGAGAAAAAAGUAGUCUUCAAGCCGGUUCUCGACAACCCUUUCCGCGUUCGCUGGCCAUCUGUCCCAUUAAACCUCCAGAAUGCCGUGCUUGCCUACCUUCUCACUCUCCUGGAUGGCGUUGCAAGCUGCCACAGGGAACACUGUCGACUGAGUCGCAAAAGGAAACGGGCGGAGAAAGCAGCGCAAUCCAACAAGAAGAGAACGUUAGACGCUGGCAAGGCGGAACCAUCGCAAAAGGAUCAAGAGAUGGAAGAUGCAGUUAUCUUGCCAGAUGUCACCCUUCCACCAAAGCCUACGAUUAUGGCACACAUGGUGCUCGGUAUAAAUGCGGUCACCAAACGGUUGGAACACCAGGCCCGUCAAGUCCGUCGAAUUGUCCUUGCGCGACCUCCGGAAGACCAGUCGUUAGAGACGAAACCGCCUAUCGCCUAUGUAUUUGCUUGUCGCGCAGAAGUGAACCCGUCUAUUCUCAUCGACCAUCUCCCGCCGCUCGUAGCAGCAUGUAACUCUGCUACAGGCAAGCAGUUCGUCAAACUGGUACCUCUGCCUAAGGACUCAGAACAAAGGCUAGCUGAAAGUUUGGGGAUCCGGAGCGCGUCGAUCAUUGCCAUAGAUGCUCAGUAUCCUGGUUUGCCUGAACUUGCAGCCCGCCUGGAGUCGGUCCCUCUUUUAACAGCUUCUUGGUUGACACCGUCGGCUGUCCCGACCCAACUUAUACCAACGCACAUCAAGCAUGUCAAAACUUCUGCGCCCAAGGAUAUGAAGGCCGCGAGAGAGAAGAGGCUGCAGGGAAGAAUGGCGGCCAAACAGAGGCAGAAAGAAAGGACACAGUCCAAAAAGUAG
Molecule: messenger RNA, 909 nt
Organism: Coprinopsis cinerea okayama7#130
Lineage: Eukaryota; Fungi; Basidiomycota; Agaricomycetes; Agaricales; Psathyrellaceae
Exons: 3
Coding region: 1-909 (302 amino acids)
Biological process (GO): intronic box C/D snoRNA processing; nuclear-transcribed mRNA catabolic process, RNase MRP-dependent; rRNA processing
Cellular component (GO): cytosol; nucleolar ribonuclease P complex; ribonuclease MRP complex
Molecular function (GO): ribonuclease MRP activity
Source: RefSeq, a predicted model, not a curated record